CCGCCCCUCCCCGCGGCGCACCGGCCGCCCCGCCGCCGCCGCCAUGUCGCGGAGCUCCCGGGCCGUGCUGGCCGUGUCCGCGCUGCUCUCCGCCGCCACCGUGGCGGCCGUGCACCUGCAGCAGCGCCGGGAGCGGGAGAGGCUUCACAGUGGAGUUCUCAGAGACCUUGAGCGUCAACAUCAGAAAAAGGAGAAUAUUCGCCUGCUAGAAGAGCAGAUUGCUUUGACAAAGCAGCUUAUGGAAGAAAGAGACAAGGCGCUAAUGGAAAAAAGGUCCCAGCAGUCCUAG
Apus apus (common swift) is the source of this 289-nucleotide messenger RNA. Its product is annotated as protein PET117 homolog, mitochondrial. Gene Ontology annotation, cellular component: mitochondrion. Lineage: Eukaryota; Metazoa; Chordata; Aves; Apodiformes; Apodidae. The record is from RefSeq and is a predicted model, not a curated record. The transcript has 2 exons. Bases 44 to 289 code for a protein of 81 amino acids. Gene Ontology annotation, biological process: mitochondrial respiratory chain complex IV assembly.